Messenger RNA from Exophiala spinifera, 4578 nucleotides. RefSeq lists its product as uncharacterized. Bases 1 to 4578 code for a protein of 1525 amino acids. The record is from RefSeq and is a predicted model, not a curated record. Gene Ontology annotation, biological process: DNA repair; mitotic sister chromatid cohesion. NCBI's taxonomy places the organism in Eukaryota, Fungi, Ascomycota, Eurotiomycetes, Chaetothyriales, Herpotrichiellaceae. The transcript has a single exon. Gene Ontology annotation, cellular component: chromatin; nucleus.
AUGCCCGCUCGGCCUCGAGAUACCGCCGCGGCGCGAAAUGCGCAGCAGGAGCAUCGUUAUGAUAUCCCAGGCCUUCAAUUCGACGACACGUUGACAUGGCGCGCCGGCAAACCAAUACCUGUCGCAGACUUAUUGGCACGACUACAGAAGCUGGCUUCGGAGCUACGCAAGUAUGAUCUUGAUCAGGUCGACUCGCGCACUUUCACUACCCUCGCGCAAGACCUCGCUAACGCCAACCUCCUCGGCCAUAAGGAUAAAGGUGUGAGAGCAUGGACCGUUUCGUGUAUUGUGGAUGUUUUGAAGAUAUGUGCGCCGGAUGCGCCGUUCAUCGAAGGCCAGCUUAAAGUGAGCAAUCUCCCUCCCACAGGCGGUCGCGCUCAGCUAACGGCUCAACAGGACAUAUUCACCGUUGUGAUCAAUUCAAUAAUACCCGCACUUGCCGACCCAACUAAUGCUUACAACGCUCAGCACGUCUAUAUUCUCAGUUCGCUCUCUGAAUCCCAGAGUAUCUUGCUGGUUACAGACAUUCCAAAUCCCGAUAACCUCAUUGUUUCCCUCUUUACUACGGCUUUCGAUAUUGUGUCAGGAUCUAGCAAGAACGGUUCAGGCGCUGAAAUAUCAAAAAGCGUGGAAUAUCACCUGAAGAAUCUACUAGUUGCUGUUGUGGAUGAAGUGACACUACCCCAGGAGGUUACCGAUGUCAUUAUCUCGCAAUUCUUGCGUGUCGACACUGGCGACAGUCAGGAUGUUGGCCAAAAAGGCAAGAAGCGAGGCGCACAUGACACCAGGCAGGCUACUCUGUUGGUGAAGGACUAUCCUCCCGCAUAUAACAUGGCCAAAGCACUUUGUACUAGCUGUCCCGAGAAGAUGACAACUCAAAUCACGCAGUAUUUUGGGACAGUGAUUGUCGAUGCAUCUACCGCCGCAAACACGAAUGGCCUCUCCAAGUCGAAACAUCGACGCUUAUCAGAGAUCGAUGAUUCAGAAGAUGACAACGAAGGCUUUGCAGACUUGCGCAAGGCCCAUCGCCUCUUGAGGGAAUUGUGGAGAGCCUGCCCUGAUGUCCUCCUGAAUGUAAUUCCCCAGAUCGAAGCAGAGUUCAAUUCAGACUCUGCGGUCCUUCGCGAACUCGCCACCGAAACAAUUGGUGAUAUGACAGCCGGGAUAGGGAUCGCUGGUCUAGCCCCAUCAGCGACGCUCGACCCGGCCACAUUCCCGCUACCAUCGAUCGAACAACCAGAAGCAGCGCCUCAAGUUGCCAAUCCGAUCCUGACACCAGCAUCACCCAAGCCUUUUGCUACCGUACACGCAUCCGCGUACCAAGCUUUCUACGGACGCCGUAUUGACAAAUCACCCAAAGUUCGUCAGGCAUGGGCUGUUGCAGCUGCCCGUAUUCUUAUGACCUCCGCUGGCGGUAUUGGCCUAAGCGAUGAUGAACUCCAGACACUACUGUUCGCAUUCGCACAACUUUUGCAUGACCAAGAAGAACAUGUUCGGCUUGCCGCCAUCCGCGCAAUCAGUACGUUCAGUUAUCAUAACCUGAUCAAUACUCUGGGCGCUGAUGGCGGCCUUGCCAAACAGGGCACCGUCUUUACCAUUCUGGCCGAGAGAGUGACCGACCGGAAGCACACGGUGAGAGAACAAGCCAUCGAACUUCUUGCACGAAUAUGGGGUGUUGCGUCACGAGACGUUGAGGAGGGUGUCCCGGUGGUGAAAGAAGCGGUCGGCGACAUUGCCAAUCGAUUAUUGCGAGCAUUUUACACAAAUGACGCCCACGUUCAUGCUUUCAUCGACAAAGCCCUCUACGAUAGCCUUCUGCCCUUAUCAUUUCCUCCCAUAAAAUCUCAUAAAUCAGACAGUCAGAGACACCGUGCCGGUCAGAAAGAGUCUGGUUCACAAGCUGCGGCUUCUGUCGACCCAGAUGAAAUUCGAGCACGUCGGAUUCUGACAUUAGUACAGUCAUUGGAACCAAAGUCCCGCGCAGUGUUCUUCAGUCUUCAGAAUCGCCAGGUGCAGCUAAGCAAGGGAAUGGUUAUAUUUAUCCAGGCCUGCGAGGACUAUAACGGCGGGAUUAUCGAAGAUGAUGGCUCCGAGGCACGGAUCAAAGAGCGCCUUGGUAAAUAUAUCGAUGUGAUCUCCAAGUCCUUCCCUAACUCUAGCGAUGUUUCUACAAACUUGUGGAAGUUUGCAAAGCAACAUGAUCGCCGAGCGUACCAACUGAUUCGAUUCGCUAUCGGGGCCGAGAAUGACUAUCGUACAGUCACCAAAGCGAUCAAAGAGCUCACCAAACGAAUUCGGGAAGGGCCCCCGAAUGCUCAAUCCUUAAUCGAUACAAUUCAAUCCAUCCUCUACCGGUGCGCCUUGAUCGUCUAUAACCGGAGUCACGUCCCAACGAUCAUGCAAAUAUCGAGAACCGAUGAAGGCGGGCUUGGAGAGGUUGCGCAAGAGGUCCUGAAAGAAAUCUCCGCUCGGCACCCAGAAGUGCUCAAAUUCCACAUCCAAGCCCUUUGUAAGGAGCUUGAGGAAGAUGCCCCGACAUCUGCCAGGAGCGAGGAAACGGGAGCCGCAGACACGCUGAAAGCUUGUGCGGCGUUUGCUCGAAAAUAUCCUGCAGAAGUGCCGAAAGACCGCAAAUUUUUGACAGCACUCACACAUUUUGCACUCUUUUCCCUAUCACCACGAGCAGCAAAGCAUGCCGUAUCAAUUAUUAUAAUGGUUGCCGACAAAAAGGAAAUGUAUGCCAAAGAUCUACUCUCAAAAGCUCUCAGAGAUUGCACACUUGGCUCGCCUCACUUCCUCGCUCAUUUGGCCACAAUUUCUCAAGUCUGUCUUCUAGUUCCAGCGGCCUCAAGUGAGCACACGAGCACUCUGCAGCAGCUAGCGGUCACAGACAUCUUACGCAAGAAUCACUCGCCCAGCUCCGACGACAAUCCAAAUGCCUGGACCAACAGCCCUGACGACGAAACCAGAGCGAAAGAAUUGGCUCUGAAAAUUCUUGUCAACCAAUGCCGGUCGCAUGAAGAGAAGUCUGCCGAGUUCGAAGAUGCCGCCGAAAUAGCUAUUAAUUUACUUAUGUCCAUCAUCCAGAAUGAAGGCGAGAUCACGCCAUCGAAGGACACACAUCCUGCUCAAAAGAACCGCCUACGACUUACCGCUGUCCAUUUUCUCCUGAAGCUCUGCAGUCAUCAACGUAAGUGCGAAGACCUCGUCAAGCCGGUUAUGUUUAUCAAUGUCCUUAUGAUCAUGAUCAAUCCGCCCAACCCUGUCCGCGUAGGGUUUGUUACUUAUCUGAAAAAGUAUCUUGGUCAAAAUCGGCUGGCUCACCGAUGGUUCACUGCCUUUUUUCUUCUUGCUUUCGAGCCUGAUGUUGAACUUCGAACUUCGACAAUGACCUGGAUGAAGGCGCGAGUCCAAUCCUUCGCCAAGCAACAGGUCCAGAAAUCGAGCGACAGGAAAGUACCUCACAAUGUCAUGGAAUCAAUCUUUGCUCGUCUGCUGAGCCUCCUGGCUCACCACCCUGACUAUCCAACUGCAGACAGUGCGGAUUUUGAUGGCGAAUUACUGGAUUUCUCCAAGUACAUCGUCUUCUACCUAUGCACUGUUGCCACCGAGGACAAUUUGUCAUUGAUCUUCCACAUUGCUCAGCGUGUCAAAGGCGCCAGGGACGGUGUAACGGGCACUGACGAGGCAUCGGAGCGCCUGUAUAUUCUUUCAGAUCUUUCACAAGCUGUCAUCCGGAACUACGCCGACCUUAUGCCUGCUCACGCAAAAGGUGUAAAUCUGCUGCAGACGUGGCCUGGUAAUGUUACGUUGCCUCGCUCACUAUUCAAAGCUCUCCCAAGUCACGAAGCUGCGCAGGAGAUAGCAGAGAAGAACUAUCUUCCCGAAGACGUGGCUGGAGGUUUGGAGAAGCUUGUAAGAUCAUACAUCCGUUCCUUGAAAGGCACUGGGAAGGAAGCCAAAAAGCCUGGGGCGAACAAGAAGCGGAAGAGCGAAGCCCUUGGCGUGGAGGUUGAUGAAGAUGGUGACGAAGGCCACAAGGUGCCCAAGAAGCCGAAGAAGUCCGCGCUGGCGAUUCGGAAAACGCCCAAGCCAAAGAGAAGAACGGCCGAAACCGCGAGUCCUGAGCAGCCUUCGCGGAAGAGCUCCCGACGCUCAAACGCCGUUUCGUAUGCUGAGGCAGACAGCGAUACUGACGAUGCUCAGAUGGAAGAUGUAGAAAGCCCCGUAAGCAGUCCGGCAUCAAGUCGAAAGAAGAAGACUUCACAAAAAAAGGAAUCCGAACCUGUCGACGGCGGAGGAUUUCAAGCGCAGAGCAUGGAAGAAGAGGAUUCAAAUGCGGAAGAGAUACAUCCAGAUGAAACGGAUGUGCAGGUACACGAGGAUGAAGAUCUCGGCAUGGCAGAAGCUAGAGUUGAUUCUUCACCUUUACUGCAACAAAAAAGCAAUUCGGGAUCUGCGAGGAAGGGACGCGGCAGUGGGAAGAAGAGCAAGCCAACACCGGCCCCAGCUCUCAACGGAAAGAAGACUGAACAGCCAACACGGUCGACAAGAUCUACCCGCAGCUCGAGAGGAUGA